UUAUAUGUUAUCACUUUAUUGGUGAAGAUAAAAAAUAAUAUUAUAGUUAAAAAUAAAAAAGUUGGUUUUAGAAUGGAAGAACCUCUUAUAAAAGAUUUACCAGACCGAUUAUGUUGGUAUAUAGCUUUUACACUUGAUAAAACAUCCAAACCAAACUGGAAAACGUUAAUAAGUAAAAUUCAGAAUAAUCUUUAUGACAGUAAAACAAUAAAUAAGUUUUAUAUGGAAGUGCUUUCCCCCCAUGGUAGUCCAAGCAUGAAACUACUUGAAGAUUUAGGUCGUAAAAACAAAACAGUGUCUCAACUUGUAACAUGGCUUGAGUGCUUUGUAGAAUGGAAUGAAUUAGUUUCUCUUUUAAAUCGUGCUAAAAAAAACGAGAUUUAUCCGCUUAUAUUAAGACAAUUUCCUGAAGAAAGUGUUUUUGUAGGAAACGAAAUAACACUAAGUGUAGAAGCAAGCGGAGAACCUCCAUUAUAUUUUCAAUGGUUUAAAGGCGAAAAAAAGUUGGAUGGUGAAACAAAAUCGGUGUUGCAAAUUUCUCCGAUUUGCCCAGAAAGUGUUGGAAACUAUAUUUGUCGAGUAUGGAAUCAAUUUGGUUUUGUUUUUAGUAAAUGGAUAAAAGUUUUCGAUGGAGUACAUCUUUCAAACUUGCCAACAAUUACAACACACCCUAGAUCAUCUUCAUUUGAAAAUGGUGGCACACUACGUUUAUACAGCGAUGCUGUUGGUAACCCACCUCCAAUGUUUCAAUGGUUUUUCAACGGAAAAUGUUUAAUUGGACAUUGCGGGCGUGAUUUAGUAAUUGAGCGAGCAACCAUAGAUAAUGAAGGGUUAUAUCAAAUGCAAGCGUCUAAUAAAUAUGGAACUGUAACAUCGUUAUCCUCUAAUGUAGUUUGUUUAAAAUCGUCGAGCAACAGCUUGCUAGAGGGUAGAGGAGUUCCAUCUUUAACUAGCAUUGAUACAAAAGUUGCGCCAUCGAAUUUACCUUCUCAAAAGGUAGCACUUUUAAUUGGCAAUGGUGAAUAUUAUCAAGAAGAAAAAUUAGGCAAACUUGUUCACCCAAUUAACGAUGUGCAUGAGAUUGCCGAAACAUUAACGACAAUUGGAUUUAAAGUUGUCUCACUUGUCAAUCUUGACCUUUUCGCGAUGAAAAGAGCAAUUGAUUUUUUUUAUGAACAGUUAGAUUCUGGAACAUACGGUUUAUUUUAUUUUGCAGGUCACGGUUUUGAAGUUAAUAAUGAAGUUUAUUUAAUGCCUGUAGAUGCAACCGAGAAUUUCUCUGUUGAUGAAAACAUUCCUAUUUCAAGAAUUUUAAGAACUCUUGCUAUUAAACAUGCUAAACUGAGUGUGCUGCUUAUUGAUUGUUGUCGAUCAAAACCAGAAUACAAUCAGCCUUGCAUCAGUAACCCGCUUCCUAAACUUUUAGAUACGACAUCCGAUUCAAUGCUACCACACACAAUUCAAGAUAAAAAUGUUAUAAUUGGAUUUGGAUGCUGUUCUCAGAGCCGAGUGAUGGAGUCACCAGUUAUGAAUAAUGGUUUUUAUGCUAAGUAUCUUAAAGAAUACAUUAUUAAGCCAAUUAAAGUAGACGAUAUGUUAUAUGAAGUUGCUCGGUGCAUCGACUCGUCAAACAUUAUUGAUCCAUCGAGUGGAAAAAAACAAGUUAUGUAUAGACACAGUACAGUUGUUGAAGAACUGAAGUUGACAGAUGAAGUGCUUCCUUCAAGGUUUCAAACACGUUUAUCUAACUUGUGGAAACUAGCGCAUAUUGCACCAGAAUCACCAAUAACAAUUUUACAGAAUAACUCUGUUACCAUAAAAUUAAGUUUUACUGCUGAGUUUUCAAAUGUAUUAUUAAUCCAUAGCGUUGUAGAAAAUCACAACAUAAAUGAAUAUUGUGAUGUAAAGUUCAUUUUGCCUCACAAGAUUGGAGGGGCUCCAGUUAAGAUUGCUCGAAUAUGCAACUUGGGUAGUGUUUUGGAAUUUGUAAGAAUAUCAAACUUAGAACGGUUAGAAGGUGACAUAAGUAUACAUUUGAACGUAACUUAUGAAAGUUUUGGGGUUACAAAACAAUAUCUUACUUCUUACUCUCUUAAGGAAAAACCGUUGUAUGCAAAAGUAGCUUAAACUACAGCAGGGUAAAAUGUAUAUAUAUAUAUAUAUAU
This is a messenger RNA of Hydra vulgaris (swiftwater hydra), 2165 nucleotides long. RefSeq names its product mucosa-associated lymphoid tissue lymphoma translocation protein 1. Gene Ontology annotation, biological process: proteolysis. The record is from RefSeq and is a predicted model, not a curated record. NCBI's taxonomy places the organism in Eukaryota, Metazoa, Cnidaria, Hydrozoa, Anthoathecata, Hydridae. Gene Ontology annotation, molecular function: cysteine-type endopeptidase activity.